This is a messenger RNA of Aphis gossypii (cotton aphid), 1141 nucleotides long. RefSeq lists its product as uncharacterized. NCBI's taxonomy places the organism in Eukaryota, Metazoa, Arthropoda, Insecta, Hemiptera, Aphididae. The record is from RefSeq and is a predicted model, not a curated record. Bases 38 to 1141 code for a protein of 367 amino acids. The transcript has 10 exons.
CUACUGUUGAUAUAUACUUUUAACUUAUUUUACUAUAAUGUGGUCAAUCAUACAUUUUUUGGACGAAAAUACAGUGGAAACUGUACCAAGCAAAUGGUAUUCAAAAAAUAAAUGUGCCUGGCCGACUAAUAAAAGCAAGCGGCAUAUUGCAGAUCAAUCGGAUCCGAUUCCACCAUAUUUUAAGUGGUAUAAAGCUCGGGCAUUAUUAACGGACAUAGAAUCUUUCUCUGAAGCGAAUAGAAAAUGCAAAAAAGCCUUAUACACAACCAAUUUAUCGUCUACUGAAACAGAAAAUGAUGAAGUGAUGAAUAAAAAUAAAAAUAAAUCUAAAGAAAUGUUACAGUAUAAUUCGACAAAGCGUAAUAAAAUAAAAUUGACUGGACACGAUAACAAUGACAAAUUUUCAGACAUUGAUACUGGAGACGAUGACGAUAACACAGUUCUUAAAAUACCAACAUAUGAGUCUGAUGAUGGUACAAGUACAAAAGAAAUUGUAGAAGAGUCUAAUAAUAAAGAACUUCAAAAAAAUCAAUUCUUGUCUCCAUCUUCCAACCAAAUUUUAGAUAAAACUCAUUCAAAAAUUGAAUCGCCAAGCAAAAAUGAUCAUCAUGAGAUUGAUUCUUCAAAUAUAACACCUCAGUUGUUGGUUAAAACUCAUAACUCAACAUUUUCAUUGUCUGCAAAAAAACAUACUCAAAACAAAUCUCCAAUGAAAAGAUUUUCUCAAAGUUAUAAUGAUCAAUAUUUAGUCGUUGAAUCUGAUAGAAAAAAAAAUGGAAAUAUAUUUCGAAGCCUGUCUCCUGAUUUGUUAUUGAGUAGUCCAGAAUUUUCACCAUCUCCCAAAACGACAAAAAUAAUUGGUAAACAUAACUCACAUAAAACUCAUUCAAAAAUUGAAUUGCCAAGCAAAAACAAUCAUAAAAUAAAAUCUCCAAUAAAGAUAACCCCACAAUUGUUAGCUAAAAUUCAUAACUCAACUUUGUCAUUACCUGCAAGAAAAACUACUCCAAACAAAUCUCCAAUGAAAAGAUUUUCUGAAAGUUAUAAUGAUCAAUAUUUAGUCGUUGAAUCUGAUAGAAAAAAAAAUGGAAAUACAUUUCAAAACCUGUCUCCUGAUUUGUGUAUGUUUGUUUCUUUAUAA